Molecule: messenger RNA, 810 nt
Organism: Salvia miltiorrhiza (redroot sage)
Lineage: Eukaryota; Viridiplantae; Streptophyta; Magnoliopsida; Lamiales; Lamiaceae
Exons: 1
Coding region: 1-744 (247 amino acids)
Molecular function (GO): polysaccharide binding
Source: RefSeq, a predicted model, not a curated record
AUGAUGAUUAAUUCGAAUUUGGAUGAUCAGCUCCAAUUAAGUGUAACCAUGAUCACAAUUAUUUUGAUUCUGUCUCUCCUUUUCUUCGAAACUGGUGACGCAAACUGCACUCCAUCUGCGUGCGGCAUCAUCCGCAACAUCAGCUCCCCUUUCCGCCUCAAGGGCGAUCCCAACCACUGCGGCGAUCCCAGAUUUGAAUUAGCCUGCGAAGACAACGUCACCUUCGUCUAUCAAAACUCUCACAAAUACUAUGUGAAAGAGAUCAACUACGGCAUCGCCAGAAUCAGGGUGGUGGAUGCUUCCAUAAACAACAACAGCAUCUGCUCUUUCCCCACUUAUACUUUCAUUACCGAUGAUGAAUCUCCUUACCGGACCUUUAGUCAUCAUAGCUACCCCUAUAAUGGCUAUACAGCCUCGCCUAUAUUUUUCAUCAGCUGCCCAAAUCAGUUGAGCAAUUCUUCCCUCUUUACAGAUAUUACAGAUUGUGCUUCAAAUUCAUCCCUUCCCACUCCUAGAUAUGAUUAUAUCAAGGUCGGCCGCAUGGAGAAGCCCUCAGAGGUACCACACAGGUGCACUGUAGACGUGGUAGCGUUCACGUCGUCGGAAUUUAAGGAUUCCGGCAACGUAUCACUUUCAGAAAUCCACCAAUCUCUUUUGUAUGGAUUUGAGCUCUACGUGUGUUCGUGGUGGUGGUGUAGAAGAACAACCUCAAACUGGGGUACGGUCAUGGAUUUUCAUCAUUAAUUAGUAUUUUAUCCUAAUUUCUUUGUAUAUGCUGCUAAUUGCAUCUAUUCUGGAAAAUGCAGACAA